UUUCCACGCUUGAGCUAGAAACUGAACGGACGCCAAACCAAGGGAAUGGGUGCAUGGAAACCAAGCUGGUGGGGCUGUCAAGAACUGAAAUAACGUUUCAGAAAGCAGUACUUUUAUUUGGAGACAUCAGCAAGGUUCUGUUGCAUUGCUCUGGUCAGCAGCAAAGAGCAUAAAGCCAAAAGCAUUUGAUCAGUCUGUGUGCAGCACUUAGGUGCAACAGGAUGGUGUAUUUAAACGUUUUGAUUAAUAAUCCAUUACGUUCGCUUUAAUUUCAUUAAAAUGGCAAUAUGUCUGUAGUAAGCAGUACUCUGCCAAGCUUAUCCUUAAUGUGUGUUGGACACUGAACUGAUACACGUCUGGCAUUUUUACUGUCAUGGUUUUGCCUCUUUUGUUUUUUAUGGUCUUGAAAAUGAUCACAGAUGUCCCUAAGUACACACAGAAUGAUAGAGAGAAGCACGUCGAUCCAGUUCCCACAAUCCAUUUAAAGUCUUCUGGAAAAACUCAGCUCCUAUUGUCUGUGCACUGUGGGUUCCGUAUCCUGCUGCAGCCACACAGAUGAGUGAUUCCCACAGAGGCUCUCAAGCUCAUAAAUCUCAGAGCAGCCACUGCAGGGUGAGGGCUGCCACACAGCCACUGCUGUACCGUUCUGUUGCAGUCUGGUUUUGGGCAACGUUUUUCACAGAAUCGUAGGGGUUGGGAGAGACUUCUGCAGAUCUUCUAGUCCAGCUCCUGUUACGCAGGAAAGGGUUGGGCGGGUUUUGAAUAUCUCCAGAAGAGGAGUGUCCUCAACCUCUCCAGGCAGCUCCCAGCAUCCUGUCCUCCUCACAGUAAAGUUCUUCUUCACGCUUCCUACAUUCCAGUUUGCGUCCAAUGCGCUGUUGUUGGGCACCACCGAAAAGAGUCUGGCUCCAUCCACUCCGCUCCCACCCUUUAGAGUGAUGAGAUCACCCCCCAGCCUUCUCUUCUCUGGGCUGAACAGCCCUAGAUGUAUCAGCCUUUCCUCACACAGGAGGUGCUCCAGGCCCCCAGCCAUCUUUGCAGCCCCAUGCUGGACUCUCUCCAGCAGUUCCCUGUCUUUCUUGAACUGAGGAGCCCAGAACUGAACACUGCUUAAUGUUUUACUAUAAACAUAUUUAUUCUGCUGUUUCUUCUUUACACUGGAAUGAAUCUGUGUUUCUAAACAGGUAUUUAUGCAAGAUGCACUCUUUCAUUGCUUUGUACAGAUUUUGCCUUCCCAGUGCUAUCAAAGUGUAGUAAAAUAUUGCGUGCAAUACUGAAGGUAAGCCUGUCUUUUUAUUGUAUCGCUGAAAACAACCUGUUCCCAAAGGGCCUGUAUUUACAAAGAAAGACACACGGAUAUUUGGUUUCAAGGCCAUAUUAGAUGGGGCCCUGGGCAGCCUGGUCUAGCAUUAGGUGGGAAGGUUGGUGGCCCUGCAUGUGGCAGGGGGGUUGGAGAUUUGUGAUCCUUGAGGUCCUUUCCAACCCUGGCCAUUCUGUGAUUUCAAUAUUUUGGGAUGGAUGCUCACCAUAAGGGUGGGGCAGCAAUUUAAUGCGUUCUGUCACUCCGCAAGGGCUGAGGGAGGGCUGAGGACAACACCUAUUUCACACGAGCCACGCUGCAGGAGGAUCGGGGGAACUUAAACACAGAGCCGACACUGGAAUUUCAGGCGUCGUAUAAUUUCCCUUGCUGACAAACGGGCAGGAGAUAGCAGCAGAAAGCCUCCAAGCAUUAGUCACGCUGCACUCCAACAAGCAACAAUUACACAUAAUUGAGUACUAUGUCACCUCGCUCUGCCAUCGAAAUUUCACAAGAGCGAACUCAUAAAAACCUGGCGUUGUGUUUACAAGCAGAACGUGCUGCCUGGGAAAGCAAAGGAAACGCCGCCGUGCUGCGGGCUGCGCCGCCUCUGGGCCGCGGGGCUGGGCGCGCUUCGCAGGGAGGCUCCGGGGGCCGCGCCAGUUUCCUCCGGGCGAAAGCACGAGGGCUUCCCCCUGCCGAAGAUCGAAGCCCUUGGAAGCGCUGUUCUUUUGUUUCUCAACGCUCCCGAAGCUGAGAGUUUGAACACGCGGUGUAUCUCAUCCCAAGCGCACGCGUGCCGAACGGACCUGACGUUCCGCCGGCGUGCAGCGGGGACUCGGGGUUUUAAAGCCUGCAGAGCUGGCACGAGGCCCACGCGCUCCUGGUUUGGAGAGGGACGACAAGGCGGCGCCGUGCCUCGGCCAGGCGGAACGCCGCUGCGAGGGCCGCGUCUGGGUGCCAGCAGUGAGGUUACCGUGCCGCCCAGCAGCAGCAGCUCGAAAGGAAACGAGGCGCGAAGCAGGGAAGAAAAGAACAGCGCAACCAACGCCAAAGCCGAACUCCGCGCUUUAUUCAUCUUCUAACGCAGCAAACACAAAACUCCACACGGCGCGCCGAGCGGCAGCGACCCGACAGACAAAGGCCGCAGCGGGAGCUGCCCUGCUCGUCAAGGAACGUUCCCAGGGAAACUCGCCGCCACGGGCGGUCGCUUAACGCGUCCCAGCGCCUCCCCGUGACGCAGCCGCUCGCGCCGACCGCCGCCCUGCCGGCCUGCGCUACAGCCGGCCGCCUGGGCUUGGGGUUAUGGCUGGAGCCGGGCCCCGCCCCGCCGAGCGCCGCCCACCCCGGAGCUGCAGCGCCCGCAGCCCCCGCUCCCCAACUACGCACUCAGCCGAGCUCACCGCCCCCAAUCCCCUCAGAGCCCGCCCCUUCCCCGCCACGCCAUUGGCCGGUCGCGCCGUCUCUCCGGCGUCGCCUCCGCCGAUUGGGCGAGGAGGGGGCGCCCCCUCUUCCCUCCCGGUUCUGUCGGUUGAGGCGAGCCGAGAGUAAAUAGAAGCAGGAGCGCAAAAUGGCGGAGCCGCCGAGCUCCGGUCGUGGCGCGGCUUCGCCAGAGCGGGAGCUGUUCUGCGUCAGGCCGGGCCCGGACGCGAAGGCCUCCCGCGGUUCGCAGCCAGCCUCCAAGAAGCUGAAGGGAGCCGACGAGAGGGGCCUGAAGGGCGCCAAGCGCGUCAACGGCGAAGGGGGCGGCGGCGGCGGGAGCGGCAAGCAGCAGCCGCUGCCCGCGGCGGUGCCGAGCUACGGGAGCCCCGCGGCGUGGAGCUUCGCCGCGCUGCCGCCCGGGCCCUCCGUCAGCGCGGCCGGCUUCGCCUUCCCCUCGCCGCUGCCCCGGAAGCUGCUGCCGCCCGCCCUGCUGCUGCCGUCCGCCGCUUCUCCCUCCCCGUCCUGCCCGCAGCACCGCCACCACCGGCACCGCCCGGCUCCGGCCGGAGAGGCCGCCAAGCCCAAGAGGCCGAAGGAGAAGCGAGACAAGGAGAGGAGGAAGCACGGAGCGCUGCCCGCGCUCGGAGAUGGCGGCGGCGGGGCCCUGAGUGCGGCGGGUCGGGAGGAGAACGGCGAGGUGAAGCUGCUGCUGCAGAAAGCUCAAAUCAAAGAGAAAAUGAAAGAAAGGGAAAAGAAGCAAAAAGAGAAGAAGAAGCACAAAAUAAUGAAUGAAAUAAAGAAAGAAAAUGGAGAAAUCAAGUUACUGCAGAAAGCUGGGAAGGAGAAACCAAAAAUGAAUGCAGAAGAGCUACAGAUAAAAAAGGUUAAGAAGAAAAAGAAAAAGAAACAUAAAGAGAAUGAGAAGAGGAAGCGUCCAAAAAUGUACAGCAAAUCCAUUCAGACUAUCUGCUCAGGACUGGUUUCUGAUGUUGAGGAUCAGGAAGCCAAAGGCAUCAUAGAUGAUCAUCUUAAGGAUUUCAAUGGGAAAAAUAUGGAUCCCAAGAAGGACUGUGAGUCCAAGAUACCAGAGAACAGUGAGUUUCCAUUUGUCUCGUUAAAGGAGCCACGGGUUCAAAAUAAACUCAAAAGGUUGGACACAUUGGAGUUCAAACAGCUGAUUCAUAUUGAGCACCAGCCUAACGGAGGUGCAUCAGUUAUCCAUGCCUACAGUAAUGAACUCUCCCACUUAUCUCCUGUGGAGAUGGAGAGAUUUGCAGAAGAGUUUGUGGGUCUGGUUUUUAGUGAAAAUGAAAACUGUGCAGCUUACUAUGUAAUGGGUAUUGUUCAUGGGGCAGCUACAUAUUUACCUGACUUUUUAGACUACUUUUCAUUUAAUUUUCCCAAUUCACCAGUGAAAAUGGAGAUUUUGGGAAAGAAAGAUAUAGAGACAACGACUAUGUCAAAUUUUCAUGCUCAGGUAAAAAGAACAUACUCUCAUGGUACGUAUAGAGCUGGCCCAAUGAGACAGAUCAGCCUGGUUGGAGCAGUUGAUGAGGAAGUGGGGGAUUACUUCCCUGAAUUCCUUGAUAUGUUGGAAGAAUCACCUUUCUUAAAAUGUACGCUGCCAUGGGGAACGCUUUCUAGUUUAAAAUUAGAGAGUCGUAAAGACAGUGAUGAUGGUCCCAUUAUGUGGGUACGUCCAGGAGAGCAGAUGAUCCCCGUGGCUGACAUGCCAAAGUCACCUUUCAAAAGGAAGAGAACUACCAAUGAAAUAAAAAACUUGCAGUACCUACCUCGAACCAGUGAACCACGUGAAAUGCUAUUUGAAGACCGGACACGAGCCCAUGCAGAUCACAUAGGACAAGGUUUUGAAAGACAGACUACAGCUGCUGUGGGAGUGUUGAAGGCUGUGCACUGUGGAGAGUGGUCUGAGCAGCCUCGUAUAACCAAAGAUGUAAUUUGUUUUCAUGCUGAGGACUUCUUAGAGGUAGUUCAGCGCAUGCAGUUGGACUUGCAUGAGCCUCCACUCUCACAGUGUGUCCAGUGGGUUGAUGAUGCAAAACUGAAUCAGCUGCGAAGGGAAGGCAUUCGAUAUGCCAGAAUUCAGUUAUUUGAUAAUGACAUCUAUUUUAUCCCGAGGAAUGUUGUGCACCAGUUCAAAACAGUUUCAGCGGUGUGCAGCUUGGCAUGGCACAUCCGGCUCAAGCUGUAUCAUUCAGAAGAAGAAGCUUCUCAAAAUGCAAGCACUCUCGAAGCAGGGACCUCUGCAGACCCCAAGUCUUCGGUUAUGGGACUUCAGACUGACAGCAGGAUUUGUACAAUAAGCAAAAAUACCUCCGAAGACGCCAAACUUUCAGACGUUCUGCAGCAGGAAUUUAUGCCGAUAAAACACGAACCUAUUGCAUCUCACCGAAUAAAAGAAGAACCCAUGAAUGUUGAUCUUGCUGAAAAGACCAUGGCACCCCAUGACAGCAGGGGCCAGAAUCUUCAGACUAGGUUGGAUCAGGUUGAAUUGACGGCGUUUAAGUUGGAAAGUGAUUCCAAAUUUGAACCUGGCAGCAAGGACUUACAAGGCAAGUUGUGCCCCGGCAGUCACGUACAUCCGGAUGAUACAAGACAACAUAGUUCAUAUCCAAAACUGCAUGGACAAAGAGAGGAUGAUUUUUUGUGCUAAAUUUGUAUAUAUUGUUUUAAAUUCCUUUUUAAACUUAAUGAUGUAAUAAUGUAAAGAUUCAUAAAUUCUGUGAGGCAAGUUUGUGACUUGCCUUCGCAUCUGUUACAGAAGAUAGUUAUGUAGCUUUGUAACAUUCCUCAGUGCCUGUCCAUAACUGUGAAGUAUCAAAGCACUUAGGGCCAGAUGCACUGUAAACACUGCAGGUUAACAUAAAGAAGUCUUUAAAUAAUUUUGAGUUGUAGGUUUUAGAGUAGAGCUGACAUUUAACAUAUAUAUUUUUUGUAAGAUGAGCCAGAAUUCUUUUUGACAAUUCCAGGCUUUUCCAUAGAGCUUAUUUAUACCAAUUUUUUCAUUUUAAAUGUGUCAGCACUGUAGUGUAAAUAUCUUUUUUAAAAAUCUUUUUAGUGUGAUUUAUACUGAAACGUGAGCCGCUUAAUAAAGGUUCAUAAUAACA
This is a messenger RNA of Phasianus colchicus (ring-necked pheasant), 5847 nucleotides long. RefSeq names its product round spermatid basic protein 1 like (gene RSBN1L). The record is from RefSeq and is a predicted model, not a curated record. NCBI's taxonomy places the organism in Eukaryota, Metazoa, Chordata, Aves, Galliformes, Phasianidae. Gene Ontology annotation, cellular component: nucleus.